UGAUCCACAUCUCGCUUCAUUCUCAUGGCUAUCGACUAUAAAACGGUGCUAUCUCCGUACAUCAAAUCGCUCCUCCUCACGCCGCCAAACCUCACACCGGACAACCUCGCGACGGUGAUCAAGCUCAUCGUGCAGGGCGUGCCGACGGACAUCCAGACGGCGGCAUUUCUCACGGCUUUGCGUGUGCGCGGGCUUGACCACCAGCCAGAGUACAUCGCGGCUGCCGCAAAAGCAGUGCUUGAAUUUUCCGUGCUCGUGGACCCCGCACGCGUAGACGCACUGGGCUAUAUCGACGUGGUAGGAACCGGCGGUGACGGUCAGAACACCUUCAACGUGAGCACGUCUGCGGCGAUCGUCGCCGCGGGGAUGGGCCUCAAUGUGUGCAAGCACGGAGGCAAGGCACUGACAUCCUCCUCGGGUGCGGGUGACCUCAUGACACAUCUCGGGGUGUCGAUUGCGAAGGUCACCGCCGCGACGACACCCGCGAUCGUUGCGCGUCUGAACUUCUGUUUCCUCUUUGCGCCUGCAUUUCAUCCGGGUAUGGGCAAGGUGGCGCCGCUCCGCGCGGGCUUGGGCAUUCCAACAAUCUUCAACGUUCUCGGACCGUUGAUGAACCCGAUCCCACUCCGCGCACGUAUUAUCGGUGUAUACUCCGAGCACCUUGGACAGGUCUUUGCAGAGGCCGCAUGCGAGAUGGAUGCUGCACGUGGCUGUCCCGGCCACACCAUGGUCGUAUGGGGCGAAUGCGGAUUGGAUGAGAUUGCGCCGAUUGGCCGCACCAAGGUCUGGGCGACCACCUCCUCGGGCGAAAUUACCGUCAGUUACAUUGAGCCCGCGGACUUUGGCUUACCAGAGCAUUCUCUCUCGCUGGUGGCAAGUGGCACUCCGCAGGAAAACGCGCAGGCCCUCUUGAAAAUCCUCGGCAACGACGCAGCCUACGCCGAUGGCCAUCCGCUUGUUGAUUAUAUUGUAAUGAACGCGGCCGCAUUAUCGGUGGUUGGUGGUAUUGCUGAUAGCUGGUCCAGCGGUGUUGUCUUGGCGCGUGAGAGCAUCCGCAGUGGCGCCGCGCUCGCCGCGUUGCAGACCUUCAUCCAGGCGGUGGCUGAGAUCGAAGAAUAGAUAUUUAAGCAUGAAGCAUAUAGAGAAACGAGGCCAAAAUAAAGCUUCCGAAUUAACGUGAAAAGAUAAGAGUGCAUGAUGUGGUAGGUGUGUUAGAGGUCAUAUUCUAGAAAGGGUUUUAAUGAGAUUGCGUGUUACAUGUUCUGACUGAAAAACUAAGCUUAAGAGGAAGUUUCUCAAUUUUACACAUUAAUUAGUUAUUCUAUACCGC
Babjeviella inositovora NRRL Y-12698 is the source of this 1330-nucleotide messenger RNA. It is a transcript of the gene TRP4, whose product is annotated as anthranilate phosphoribosyltransferase. Gene Ontology annotation, cellular component: cytosol. Gene Ontology annotation, biological process: L-tryptophan biosynthetic process. The transcript has a single exon. Gene Ontology annotation, molecular function: anthranilate phosphoribosyltransferase activity. The record is from RefSeq and is a predicted model, not a curated record. Lineage: Eukaryota; Fungi; Ascomycota; Pichiomycetes; Serinales. Bases 25 to 1119 code for a protein of 364 amino acids.